This is a messenger RNA of Malassezia sympodialis ATCC 42132, 708 nucleotides long. RefSeq lists its product as uncharacterized. Lineage: Eukaryota; Fungi; Basidiomycota; Malasseziomycetes; Malasseziales; Malasseziaceae. The record is from RefSeq and is a predicted model, not a curated record. The transcript has 2 exons. Gene Ontology annotation, cellular component: membrane. The coding region runs from base 1 to 708 and encodes 235 amino acids. Gene Ontology annotation, molecular function: copper ion transmembrane transporter activity. Gene Ontology annotation, biological process: copper ion transmembrane transport.
AUGGCCUAUGUGCAAGCAAGCAUGCCCGAAUUGCAUGCCAGACAUGGUGAUGAGAUGCACGGCAUGAGCGGUAUGGGCCAAAUGGGCGGUAUGAGUGGCAUGGGCGACAUGGGCAACUCGACUAGCUCCGGCAACUCAGGUCACAUGGGAGGCAUGAGUGGCAUGGGCGAUAUGGGCGAAUGCAUUCGCCGCUUUGCACGCGAGUAUGAUCGGCUUGUGAUCGCUAGUGCCUUAGAGAGCAUUGCUAAGAGUCAGCAAGAGUUCCCGGAAAAGUGGAUUGAGAACGGCAUCCACAGCAGUGGAUCAUCUGAGGAAGACCAGAGUUCAAAGUCCCUCCCUGCACAUGCGCUAGGCAUGGUAUUUGGUCUUCCACCGCGGGCUCUGACGGCCCGAGGACUGCGGAUCCGCCCUACCUUUGUGCAGCAGUGCGUGCGUACUCUGCUGUAUGGUAUUCAGUUCACCAGUGCCUACCUGAUCAUGCUUAUUGCCAUGACGUACAAUGGGUACAUGCUACUGUCUAUCAUUCUUGGCGCUAUGGUAGGCUACUUUGCGACUACAUGGGAUACGCUUGGCAAUGUGCCCGUGAUGCCUGCGCGAAGCCACACUUCUGAAAAGACACCUGUAGGUGCCCGUCCGGUUACGGCGCCUGCAGUCGAGCUGGAUGCUACCAACGAGAGUGCUAUGAUGAUAGGCGAGCGGGGAUUCUAG